AUGAAGUUCACCGCCACCUUUCUGGCACUUUCUCUUCUCGUGGUGGCCACGCUCGCCUCACCUCCUCGGCCUCCUUCAAAACAACCUCCUCCUAAAGAUGAACAGCAGCAGCAGGUAGAACAGGAGGUGGAGCAGGAGAUUGAGCCACCGCCCCCGUCCUCUUCAGAGGACCAAGAAGGACCAGGAAGUGGCGGAAUCGUCGGCGCCGAGGACGAGAAGAUCGUCGGCGGGACGAAGGCGGGCGAGGGCGCCUACCCGCACCAGGUGUCGCUGCGCAUCAAUGGGCGGCACUUUUGCGGCGGCAGCGUCAUCAGCGCCGGUUGGGUGCUCACCGCCGCCCACUGCACCGUCGGACAAUCUCCCUCCCGAAUCUCCGUGGUCGUCGGAACGAACCGCCUGAACGCCGGCGGGCAGACGUACCGCGUGCAGCGCAUCAUCAACCACCCCUCCUACAAUCGGAACAACAACCAAAACGACAUCUCCCUGCUGCAGAUCGCCGGCUCCGGCAUUGCCCUCUCCGGACGCGUUCGAACCAUCGCGCUCGCCUCGAGCCCGGCCGCCGGCGGCGCCAGCGCCACCCUCUCCGGCUGGGGCCUGACCAGCUACCCGGGCAUGAGCCUGCCCAAUGACCUCCAGCAGAUCACCCUCAGCGUCCUCAGCUACAGUCAGUGUCGGGCCAAUCUGGCCGGCUACCCCGUCUUCCAGAGUCACGUCUGCACGCUCAAGGGCGUCGGUCAGGGCGCCUGCCAAGGCGACUCUGGCGGCCCGCUGAUCAGCGGUGGCCAGCAGAUUGGCGUCGUCAGCUGGGGCAUUCCCUGCGCCCGCGGCCGCCCCGAUGUCUUCACCUCGGUGGCCUCCUUCCGCUCCUGGAUCAAGCAGAACACUGGUGUGUAA
Messenger RNA from Rhagoletis zephyria (snowberry fruit fly), 894 nucleotides. The record is from RefSeq and is a predicted model, not a curated record. Lineage: Eukaryota; Metazoa; Arthropoda; Insecta; Diptera; Tephritidae.